AUGAGUGAAGAAAACUUAUUCGAAGAAACAUCUCCAAAACAAGCAUACGAAAUAACAGACUAUUCGUCAAAACACUCAAAACUACCAUCCCAUUUCAGAGGUCUGAACACAAUAGAUAUAGCUGAAGAAUCUCCCUUAAAAGAAUUCGUAAAAUCUCACGGUGGUCACACAGUUAUCUCUAAGAUAUUAAUCGCAAACAAUGGUAUUGCUGCCGUAAAGGAAAUUCGUUCAGUCAGAAAAUGGGCCUAUGAAACCUUUGGUGAUGAUAGAACUAUUCAAUUCGUAGCGAUGGCUACUCCAGAAGAUUUGGAAGCUAACGCGGAAUAUAUUAGAAUGGCUGAUCAAUAUGUGGAGGUACCAGGUGGAACCAAUAAUAAUAAUUACGCUAAUGUAGAUCUUAUUGUAGAUAUCGCUGAAAGAGCUAACGUAGAUGCCGUGUGGGCUGGUUGGGGUCAUGCUUCAGAAAACCCUCAUUUACCUGAAAAAUUAGCUAAAUCGAAGAGGAAAGUUGUAUUCAUUGGACCUCCUGGAAGUGCUAUGAGAUCACUGGGGGAUAAAAUAUCUUCAACUAUCGUUGCUCAGUCUGCGAAUGUUCCUUGUAUUCCAUGGUCUGGAACUGGGAUCAAUACUGUUAAAGUUGAUAAAGAAACUGGGUUAGUCUCCGUUCCUGAUGAUGUUUAUCAAGAAGGUUGUUGUUCAUCACCAGAAGAUGGUCUAGUUAAAGCUAAAAAAAUUGGAUUCCCCGUUAUGAUCAAAGCUUCAGAAGGUGGUGGUGGUAAAGGUAUUAGACAAGUGGAACGUGAAGAGGAUUUUAUCCCAUUAUAUCAUCAAGCUGCAAAUGAAAUACCCGGAUCUCCAAUAUUUAUUAUGAAAUUGGCUGGGAAGGCUCGUCAUUUGGAAGUUCAAUUAUUAGCUGAUCAAUAUGGUAAUAAUAUUUCAUUGUUUGGUCGUGAUUGUUCCGUACAAAGACGUCAUCAAAAAAUUAUUGAAGAAGCUCCUGUAACUAUUGCUCCUCCAGAGAUUUUCGCUCAAAUGGAAAAAUCUGCUGUAAGAUUAGGUCAAUUAGUCGGUUACGUUUCUGCUGGUACAGUAGAGUAUUUAUAUUCUCAUGAUGAACAAAAAUUCUAUUUCUUAGAAUUAAAUCCAAGAUUACAAGUGGAACAUCCAACCACUGAAAUGGUCACUGGUGUUAAUUUACCUGCUUCACAAUUACAAAUCGCAAUGGGUAUCCCGAUGCAUAGAAUUAGUGAUAUCAGAGUUUAUUAUGGGAUGAAUCCACAUAGUUCAUCUGAAAUUGAUUUCGAAUUCAAAACUGAAAAGGCAUUGAAAACCCAAAGAAAACCUGUUCCAAAGGGUCAUUGCACAGCCUGUCGUAUCACUUCUGAAGAUCCAAAUGAAGGGUUUAAACCAUCUGGUGGUUCAUUACAUGAAUUGAAUUUCCGUUCUUCUUCCAAUGUAUGGGGUUACUUCUCAGUUGGUAACAACGGUGGUAUUCAUUCUUUCUCUGACUCUCAAUUCGGUCAUAUCUUCGCAUUCGGUGAAAAUAGACAAGCUUCAAGAAAACAUAUGGUCGUUGCCUUAAAGGAAUUAUCAAUUAGGGGUGAUUUUAGAACUACAGUGGAAUAUUUAAUUAAAUUAUUAGAAACUGAAGAUUUUGAAGAUAACACUAUUACCACAGGUUGGUUAGAUGAUUUAAUUUCUCAUAAAAUGACUGCAGAAAAACCUGAUGAAACUUUGGCUGUCAUUUGUGGUGCUACAACUCAAGCUUUCAUUAAUUCUGAAAAAUCUCGUCAAAAAUACAUUGACGAUUUGAAAAGAGGUCAAGUUCCAUCAAAAUCUUGCCUAAAGACAAUGUUCCCAGUAGAGUUUAUUCAUGAAGGUAAGAGAUAUAAGUUUACCGUGGCAAAAUCUGCUAAUGAUCGCUAUACAUUAUUUAUAAAUGGUUCCAAAUGUGAAGUUCGCGCACGUAAACUCUCAGACGGUGGAUUGUUGAUAGCAUUAGGUGGUAAAUCACAUACAAUUUACUGGAAACAAGAAGUUUCCGCUACAAGAUUAUCUGUCGAUUCAAUGACUACCCUUUUAGAAGUAGAAAAUGAUCCAACACAAUUGCGUACACCAUCCCCAGGUAAAUUGGUCAAAUUCUUAGUUGAAAAUGGUGAUCAUAUUAAAGCAGGCCAACCUUAUGCUGAAAUUGAAGUUAUGAAAAUGCAAAUGCCAUUAGUGGCACAAGAAAGUGGUGUAGUUCAAUUACUAAAACAACCAGGAUCUACAAUUGUUGCUGGUGAUAUCAUCGCUAUAUUAACUUUAGAUGAUCCAUCUAAGGUGAAACAUGCUUUACCAUUUGAAGGUUUAUUACCUGAUUUCGGUUCCCCAGUUGUUGAAGGUACUAAACCUGCUUAUAAAUUUCAAUCUUUAGUUACAACUCUGGAAAACAUUUUACAAGGUUACGAUAAUCAAGUCAUCAUGAACGCAUCUUUGCAGCAAUUAAUAGAAGUCUUAAGAGAUCCAAAAUUACCAUAUUCUGAAUGGAAGUUACAAAUUUCUGCGUUACAUUCCAGGUUACCAGUUGAUUUGGAUGAGAAAUUAAGCGAAUUAGUCGAUCGAUCUGCCAAACGUAGUGCUGUUUUCCCGGCCAAACAAAUUGCAAAAAUGCUAGACAAUGCUGUUAAACAACCAGAUACUGACGCUCAAUUACUAUCCACUUUGGAACCAUUACUUGACAUUACAAGAAGAUAUACAGAUGGUAUUGAAGCUCAUGAACAUUCCGUCUUCGUUAAUUUCUUGGAAGAGUACUACGAUGUCGAAAAGUUAUUCAGCUCUGCAAACUCCCGUGAAGAAUCUGUGAUUUUGAAGUUACGUGAUGAAAACAUUGAUAACUUAGAUAAGGUCGCCUUAAUAGUCUUAUCCCACGCUAAAGUUUCUGCUAAGAAUAACUUGAUUUUGGCAAUAUUAAAACAUUACCAACCACUAUGCAAGCUUUCAUCUCAUGUUGCACAUAUUUUCACAACUCCUCUACAGCAUCUAGUCCAGCUAGAAUCUAAAUCUACAGCAAAGGUCGCAUUACAAGCAAGAGAAAUAUUGAUUCAAGGUGCCUUACCAUCUGUCAAGGAAAGGACUGAACAAGUUGAACAUAUAUUGAAGUCAUCAGUUGUUGGAACUACUUACGGUGCAUCGAAUUCAAAGAGAACUGAACCAGAUCUGGAGAUUUUGAAAGAUUUAAUCGACUCCAAUUAUGUUGUCUUUGACGUUUUAAUCCAAUUCUUAAAUCAUCCAGAUCCAGCUGUAGCUGCUGCUGCUGCACAAGUUUACGUUCGUAGAGCCUAUAGAGCUUAUACCGUUGGUGAAGUUAGAGGUCAUGCAUCAACUUCGAAUCCAGUCAUUGAAUGGAAAUUUCAAUUACCCUCUGCUGCAUUCUCAUCCAUUCCACAAAUGAGAACUAAAAUGGGUAUGAAUAGAGCAAUUUCUGUUUCAGAUUUGACAUAUGUUGUAGAUAGUGAACAUUCACCUUUAAGAACAGGUAUUCUUGUUGCUGCUGAUCAUUUGGAUGAUGUUGACACGAAUUUAUCUGAAAGUUUAGGUGUUAUCCCUGAACAUGCUUCGACUACUGGCCCAGUUCCAGACAGAUCCGGUAGCUCUUCUUCAUUGAGUAAUGUGGCUAAUAUAUUUGUUGCAUCUACAGAAGGUUUUGAAAAUGAAACUGCCAUCUUAAAACGUAUUAGAGAAAUAUUGGAUGUUAAUAAACAAGAUUUGAUCAAAUCAGCCAUUCGUCGUAUAACUUUCAUGUUUGGUUGUACUGAUGGUUCAUAUCCAAAAUACUAUACCUUCAACGGUCCAUCGUAUAACGAGAAUGAAACGAUUCGUCAUAUUGAACCUGCAUGUGCUUUCCAAUUAGAGUUAGGAAGAAUGUCGAAUUUCAAUAUUAAACCAAUCUUCACUGAAAACAGGAACAUUCAUGUGUAUGAAGCAGUCAGUAAGACUUCGCCUUUAGACAAGAGAUUUUUCACAAGAGGUAUUAUUAGAACUGGCCGUAUCAGCGCUGACAUAUCCAUCCAAAAGUAUCUAACAUCUGAAGCUAAUAGAUUAAUGAGUGAUAUUUUAGAUAAUUUGGAAAUCAUCGAUACCUCAAACUCAGAUUUGAAUCAUAUUUUCAUUAAUUUCUCUGCAGUUUUUGAUGUUUCUCCAGAAGAUGUUGAAGCUGCUUUUGCCGGUUUCUUAGCAAGAUUCGGUAAACGUUACUUAAGAUUACGCGUUUCUUCUGCUGAAAUUCGCAUCAUCAUUCAAGAUCCAAAAACUGGUACUCCAGUUCCAUUACGUGCAUUAAUUAAUAAUGUCUCAGGUUAUGUUGUUAAAUCAGAAUUAUAUACUGAAGUGAAGAAUAAUAAGGGUGAAUGGGUAUUUAAAUCUCUUGGUAAGCCUGGUUCUAUGCAUUUAAGACCAAUUGCCACUCCAUACCCUGUGAAAGAAUGGCUACAACCAAAACGUUAUAAGGCACAUUUAAUGGGUACUACAUAUGUUUAUGAUUUCCCAGAUUUAUUCCAUCAAGCAGCAAUGUCACAAUGGGAGAAAUUUGGAUUAGAAACUCCAUUAUCUGACUCAUUCUUUAUUGCUAAUGAAUUAAUUGAAGAUGAGAAUGGUGAAUUGACUGAGGUUGAAAGAGAAGCAGGUGUAAAUUCCAUUGGUAUGGUUGCAUUUAAAGUUACUGUGAAGACUCCAGAAUAUCCUCGUGGUCGUCAAUUUGUCAUUGUUGCUAAUGAUAUUACUUAUAAGAUUGGUUCCUUUGGUCCACAAGAAGAUGAGUUUUUCAAUAAAGUUACUGAAUAUGCAAGGAAGCGUGGUAUUCCAAGAAUCUAUUUAGCUGCGAACUCUGGUGCUAGAAUUGGUAUCGCAGAAGAAUUAGUUCCAUUGUAUCAAGUUGCUUGGAAAGAUGAUAAAGACCAAUCUAAAGGAUUCGAAUAUUUAUAUUUGACACCAGAAGGCAUGGAAACUUUGAAGAGUUACGGUAAGGAGAAAUCUGUCUUAACUGAGCGUGUUGUUGAAAAUGGUGAAGAAAGAUUUAUCAUUAAAACGAUCAUUGGUGCUGAAGAAGGUCUUGGUGUUGAAUGUUUAAGAGGUUCUGGUUUGAUUGCAGGUGCUACAUCUAGAGCAUAUCAAGAUAUCUUUACCAUUACUUUAGUUACUUGUAGAUCUGUUGGUAUUGGUGCUUAUUUAGUUAGAUUAGGUCAAAGAGCUAUUCAAAUUGAAGGACAACCAAUUAUUUUAACUGGUGCUCCAGCCAUCAAUAAAGUUUUAGGUAGAGAAGUUUAUUCUUCUAAUUUACAAUUAGGUGGUACUCAAAUCAUGUAUAAUAACGGUGUUUCACAUUUAACUGCAUCUGAUGAUUUAGCUGCUGUGGAACAAAUUAUGGAAUGGUUAUCAUAUAUUCCAGCUAAACGUAAUAUGCCUGUACCAAUUUUAGAAACUGAAGAUAAAUGGGAUAGACAAAUUGAUUUUAUACCAAGAGUUAAUGAACCAUAUGAUGUGAGAUGGAUGAUUGAAGGCCGUACUCUUGAAGAUGGUGGAUUUGAAUAUGGUCUUUUCGAUAAGGGAUCAUUUUUCGAAACUUUAUCAGGAUGGGCUAAAGGUGUUGUUGUUGGUAGAGCUCGUCUUGGUGGUAUUCCAUUGGGUGUUAUUGGUGUUGAAACUAAGACUAUUGAAAAUUUGAUACCUGCUGAUCCAGCCAAUCCAGAUUCAAGAGAAAGUUUAAUUCAAGAAGCUGGUCAAGUUUGGUAUCCAAAUUCAGCGUUUAAGACAGCACAAGCUAUUAAAGAUUUUAAUCAUGGUGAACAAUUACCUUUGAUGAUUUUAGCCAAUUGGAGAGGGUUUUCUGGUGGUCAACGUGAUAUGUAUAAUGAAGUUUUGAAAUAUGGUUCAUUUAUAGUUGAUGCGUUAGUUGAUUACAAACAACCAAUUUCCAUUUAUAUUCCACCUACUGGUGAAUUAAGAGGUGGUUCAUGGGUUGUUGUUGAUCCAACGAUUAAUUCUGAUCAAAUGGAAAUGUAUGCUGACAAGGAUUCCAGAGCUGGUGUCUUAGAACCUGAAGGGAUGGUUGGUAUUAAAUACCGUCGUGAAAAGUUACUAGGUACAAUGGCUAGAUUAGAUGAGAAAUAUAAGACAUUAAGAGAGAAAUUAAGUAACAAAGAUUUAAGUGUUGAAGAACAUCAAGAUAUUUCUAAACAAUUAUUAAUUCGUGAAAGACAAUUGAUGCCAAUAUAUAAUCAAAUUAGUAUACAAUUUGCUGAUUUACAUGAUCGUUCACAACGUAUGGUUAGUAAGGGAGUUAUUCGUCAAGAAUUAGAAUGGGUUGAAGCUCGUCGUUUCUUUUUCUGGAGAUUAAGAAGAAGAUUAAAUGAAGAAUAUUUAAUUAGAAGACUUGAUGUUGAAUUACCAGAAGCUGUUCGUUUAGAAAAGAUUGCUAGAUUAAGAUCUUGGUAUCCAGCUAGUGUUGACCAUGAAAAUGAUAGACAAGUUGCCACAUGGAUUGAAGAUAAUUAUCAAUUAUUAGAUGAACAUUUGAAAUCGUUAAAGGUAGAAUCCUUUGCACAAGGUUUGGCUAAGAAAAUUAGGAAUGAUCAUGAUAAUGUUAUUACUGGAUUAUCUGAAGUUUUGAAGAUGUUGUCUAGUGAAGAUAAGGAGAAGAUUUUAAAAAGUAUGAAGUGA
Naumovozyma dairenensis CBS 421 is the source of this 6696-nucleotide messenger RNA. RefSeq lists its product as uncharacterized. The transcript has a single exon. The record is from RefSeq and is a predicted model, not a curated record. The coding region runs from base 1 to 6696 and encodes 2231 amino acids. Gene Ontology annotation, biological process: fatty acid biosynthetic process. Gene Ontology annotation, molecular function: metal ion binding; ATP binding; acetyl-CoA carboxylase activity. NCBI's taxonomy places the organism in Eukaryota, Fungi, Ascomycota, Saccharomycetes, Saccharomycetales, Saccharomycetaceae.